Molecule: messenger RNA, 5959 nt
Organism: Pipistrellus kuhlii (Kuhl's pipistrelle)
Lineage: Eukaryota; Metazoa; Chordata; Mammalia; Chiroptera; Vespertilionidae
Gene: PCDH15
Product: protocadherin related 15
Exons: 38
Coding region: 608-5818 (1736 amino acids)
Biological process (GO): sensory perception of sound; inner ear development; homophilic cell-cell adhesion
Cellular component (GO): desmosome; stereocilium; plasma membrane
Molecular function (GO): calcium ion binding
Source: RefSeq, a predicted model, not a curated record
AGAGAGCAGAGGAUCCCCAGACAGGCUGACAGGACACAGUACCCAUAAGGCAGCCAGUGAUCAGUGGCCAUCAGUCUGUCUUUUGGGCUGUAGCACCUGCUACUAAUUGCUGCGAAGAGCCCAGCCGUCACCGCGUGGUUUAGCACACUCAGCUCUCCCUGGGUGUGCUGUGAGAAGCAGGACAGCUAAUUGCUGUUGCUUCAGCACCAGUGCAUCGACAUGCUGAGCUAAUAGCGACAGAUAGAGGGCAGACAGAUUCCGGCUAGCAGCUUCUAGUUAGUUUGCUUGUGAUAACUAAGGCAGUUGGCAUACCUCUCAGAACGGGGAGAAAGAAAGAUUGUAUGCCUCCUGGGUUGAUUAUAUUGAGGUGAUUUUUUUCUCCUCUGCAACAUUUUCCUGAUGACACAAGACUGGAUAUUAAUGCCUCACAGAAUCAAGGAGUGUCACCUGUGAACGAAUCGCCUUGGACUUCGCUGAUGAGCACGGGCUGUUUUGGAAGGGAUGUGCAGGAGGCAGCCUUGGCCAGAAAACUUGCUGCUUAAUCUCACAUGGGCUAAAGAUGAAACUUUGAACCUGCAAAUCAGCCUUGAGUGGAACUUGACAGAAGAUGUUACAACAGUUUUAUCUCUGGAAAUGGUUAGCUUCAGGGAUCGUCCUCGGUUCUUUCUUUGGAGUCUGCUUUGGCCAGUAUGAAGAUGAUUGCAAACUAGCUAGGGGAGGACCACCAGCUACCAUAGUUGCUAUUGAUGAAGAGAGUCGGAAUGGUACCAUUAUAGUGGAUAACAUGCUGAUCAAAGGGACUGCUGGAGGACCAGACCCCACCAUAGAGCUCUCUUUAAAGGACAACGUGGAUUACUGGGUGCUGCUGGAUCCCAUUAAGCAGAUGCUGUUCCUGAACAGCACGGGCAGAGUUCUGGAUAGAGAUCCACCAAUGAACAUACACUCUAUCGUGGUGCAAGUCCAGUGCGUCAACAAAAAAGUGGGCACUGUUAUCUACCAUGAAGUUCGAAUCGUGGUGAGAGACAGGAAUGACAACUCACCCACAUUCAAGCAUGAAAGCUACUAUGCCACUGUGAAUGAGCUCACCCCCGUUGGCACCACGAUAUUUACAGGAUUUGAAGGAGACAAUGGAGCUACAGACAUCGAUGAUGGCCCAAAUGGACAGAUAGAAUAUUCGAUUCAGUAUAAUCCUGAUGAUCCAACAUCCAAUGACACCUUUGAAAUUCCCCUCAUGUUGACUGGAAAUGUUCUGUUAAGGAAAAGGCUCAACUAUGAAGAUAAAACACGCUACUAUGUCAUCAUUCAAGCUAAUGAUCGGGCACAGAAUCUGAAUGAAAGGCGAACCACCACCACCACCCUCACAGUGGAUGUUCUGGACGGAGAUGACUUGGGUCCGAUGUUUCUUCCCUGUGUCCUGGUGCCAAACACUCGAGAUUGCCGUCCACUCCACUAUCAAGCUGCCAUACCUGAGCUGAGAACCCCGGAAGAACUGAACCCCAUCAUCGUUACCCCACCCAUCCAAGCCAUUGAUCAGGACCGGAAUAUUCAGCCGCCAUCAGAUAGGCCAGGCAUCCUCUAUUCCAUCCUUGUUGGGACUCCUGAGGAUUACCCACGGUUUUUCCAUAUGCAUCCCAGGACUGCAGAGCUUACCCUCUUGGAGCCAGUAAACAGAGACUUUCACCAGAAAUUUGAUUUGGUUAUUAAGGCUGAGCAGGACAAUGGCCAUCCGCUCCCUGCCUUUGCCAGUCUGCACAUAGAAAUACUGGAUGAAAACAAUCAGAGCCCGUAUUUCACGAUGCCCAGUUAUCAAGGCUACAUCCUAGAAUCUGCCCCCGUGGGAUCGACUAUUUCUGACAGUGUAAAUUUGACCACCCCUCUAAGGAUUGUGGUUCUAGACAAGGACAUAGAAGAUACGAAAGAUCCAGAGGUUCACCUUUUCCUGAAUGACUACACCUCAGUGUUCACCAUCACACCAAGUGGCAUCACCCGCUUCCUCACCUUACUGCAGCCAGUGGACAGGGAAGAACAGGACACCUACAUCUUUUCGAUGACGGCCUUUGAUGGUGUGCAAGAAAGCCAGCCAGUUGUUGUCAAUAUUCGGGUGCUGGAUGCAAAUGAUAACACUCCAACCUUCCCCGAAGUAUCCUAUAAUGUCUACGUUUAUACAGACAUGAGCCCUGGGGAUAGUGUCAUACAGCUCACUGCAUUCGACCCGGACGAAGGGACAAAUGGGGAGAUCUCCUAUGAAAUCCUGAUUGGGGAUCAGGGAGACUUCGUCAUCAAUAAAGAAACAGGGCUUGUCACCAUCGCUCCAGGGGUGGAGCUGGUGGUGGGGCGAACCUACGCACUCACGGUCCAAGCCGCGGAUAACGCUCCUCCUGCAGAGAGAAGGCACUCCAUCUGCACCGUGUACAUUGAAGUGCUUCCUCCAAACAAUCAAAGCCCUCCCCGCUUCCCACAGAUGAUGUACAGCCUAGAAGUCAGUGAAGCCAUGAGGAUUGGUGCUGUUUUAUUAAAUCUACAGGCAACUGAUCGAGAGGGAGACCCAAUAACAUAUGCCAUUGAGAAGGGAGAUCCUCAGCGAGUUUUCAAUCUUUCAGAAACUACUGGGAUUCUAACCUUAGGGAAAGCAUUGGACAGGGAAAGCACGGAUCGCUACAUUCUCAUCGUCACUGCACAUGAUGGCAGGCCAGAUGGGACCUCAACUGCCACAGUAAAUAUAGUGGUGUCAGAUGUCAAUGACAAUGACCCCGUGUUUGAUCCCUAUCUGCCUAGAAAUCUAACUGUGGUGGAAGAAGAAGCCAAUGCCUUUGUGGGUCAAGUAAGGGCAACUGACCCUGAUGCUGGAAUAAAUGGCCAAGUGUACUACAGUUUGGGAAACCUCAAUCAUCUUUUCCGUAUCACAGCCAAUGGGAGCAUUUACACAACAGUGAAGCUUAACAGGGAAGUCAGGGACUACUAUGAACUUCUUGUUGUGGCAACUGAUGGAGCGGUACACCCUCGUCAUUCAACAAUAACCCUGGCCAUCAAGGUUUUGGAUAUUGACGAUAACAGUCCUGUGUUCACCAACUCAACAUAUACUGUUGUUGUUGAGGAGAAUCUGCCACCUGGGACCACCUUCCUUCAAGUGGAGGCCACAGAUGUUGACCUUGGAGCAAACGUGUCUUAUCGGAUAGGAAGCCCAGAAGUGAAGCAUCUUUUUGCAAUUCAUCCAUUUACAGGAGUACUCUCCCUUUUGACGAGUUUGGACUAUGAGUCAUUUCCAGACCAGGAAGCAAGUAUUACUUUCCUAGUAGAGGCCUUUGACAUUUACGGAACAAUGCCUCCUGGUAUUGCUACUGUCACAGUGAUAGUAAAGGACAUGAAUGACUACCCUCCAGUGUUUAGUAAACGCAUGUACAAAGGGAUUGUGGCUCCAGAUGCUGCCAAGGGUACACCAAUCACGAGUGUUUAUGCUGAAGAUGCAGACCCUCCUGGAUUACCUGCAAGUCGUGUGAGGUAUAGAGUAGAUGGUGUCCAGUCUCCUUAUCCUGCCAGUAUUUUUGAUGUAGAAGAAGAUUCUGGAACAGUAAUCACUCGUGUCAAUCUUAAUGAAGAACCUACGACCAUUUUUAAGCUGGUGGUUAUUGCGUUUGAUGAUGGUGAGCCUGUGAUGUCCAGCAGUGCCGUAGUGAAAAUUCUCGUCUUACAUCCCGGAGAAAUCCCACGUUUCACACAAGAGGAAUACAGGCCUCCUCCAGUAAGUGAACUGGCUGCGCGAGGGACUGCUGUGGGUGUUAUUUCUGCCGCGGCCGUCAAUCAGAGCAUCGUGUACUCAAUUGUCUCAGGAAAUGAAGAGGGAAAGUUUGGAAUUAAUAACGUCACGGGUGUUAUCUAUGUGAAUGACCUUCUGGACUAUGAAACAAGGACAAGCUAUGUACUUCGAGUCCAAGCUGAUUCCCUGGAAGUGGUCCUUGCCAAUCUCCGAGUUCCUUCAAAAAGCAAUACAGCUAAGGUAUAUAUUGAGAUUCAGGAUGAAAAUGAUCAUCCCCCAGUGUUUCAGAAAAAAUUCUACAUUGGAGGUGUAUCUGAAGAUGCAAGGAUGUUUGAUCCUGUGCUCAAAGUUAAGGCUACUGAUAAAGAUACUGGCAAUUAUAGUGCCAUGGCAUACAGGCUCAUCAUCCCACCAAUCAAAGAAGGAAAAGAAGGAUUCGUGGUCGAAACAUAUACAGGGCUGAUCAAAACAGCCAUGCUCUUCCAUAACAUGAGGAGGUCCUACUUCAUGUUUCAAGUCAUCGCAACUGACGACUAUGGGAAGGGACUGAGUGGCAAAGCAGAUGUACUUGUCUCUGUUGUCAAUCAGCUGGACAUGCAAGUCAUUGUUUCCAAUGUGCCACCGACUCUCGUGGAGAAAAAGAUAGAAGAACUUACAGAGAUUCUGGAUCGCUAUGUUCAGGAGCAGAUUCCUGGUGCCAAAGUUGUGGUGGAGUCCAUUGGUGCUCGCCGGCACGGAGACGCCUUUUCUCUGGAAGAUUACAGCAAGAGCGACUUGACCGUCUAUGCAAUCGACCCUCAAACCAACAGAGCCAUCGACAGAAAAGAGCUUUUUAAAUUCUUGGAUGGCAAACUGCUGGAUAUCAAUAAAGACUUCCAACCGCAUUAUGGGGAAGGAGGACGCAUCCUGGAGAUCCGGACGCCGGAGGCAGUGACCAGCAUUAAGAAGCGAGGAGAAAGCCUGGGCUACACAGAAGGGGCCUUGCUGGCUCUGGCCUUCAUCAUCAUCCUCUGCUGCAUCCCUGCCGUCCUGGUGGUCCUGGUCAGCUACAGGCAGUUUAAAGUACGCCAGGCCGAGUGCACCAAGACAGCUCGCCUCCAAGCUGCCGCAGCUGCGAUGCCCCCUCCCAAGCCAGCAGCUCCUGCCCCAGCAGCCGCCCCUCCAGGCCCGCCACCUCCGGGCGCACAUCUCUACGAAGAAGUUGGGGACAGCACAAUUUGGAGUUUUUGUUGGCAGCUGGUCUUAUGCAUGAGAACUUGUACUUUUUGGCGGAGUCUGACAAGGAGAGGUUAUUCAUUGGAGCAACAACAACUGCUGAGGCCUUCUCUUCUUAAACCAGAGGAGUUAUCCAUGGAGUCUGGAAUUGAUCCUGGCCAGGAAUAUGGACAAGAUUAUUACAGUUAUGAGCAUGGGUAUGAAAUGCCUCAGUAUGGAAGUCGCCGUCGCUUGAUACCACCAGGUGAACAAGAGGAAUAUGGUGAGGUGGUUGGUGAAGCUGAGGAGGAAGAAGAGUGGGCAAGAAAAAGAAUGAUCAAGUUAGUUGUUGAUGGAGAUUAUGAAACCAGCUCAACUGGAGAAGACAGCACUCCUGAAUGUCAGAGAAGCCGUCUCCACCCUCCUAAUAUCCACAGUAAUGUCAACGGUAAUAUCUACAUUGCCCAGAACGGUUCUGUGGUGAGAACCCGCCGGGCCUGCCUCCUGGAUAACUUUAAAGGGGCCUCCCCUGUGCGACUGGGGAGGCAUUUUAAGAAACUAGACAAGUUGGCAGUGACACAUGAGGAGAAUAUCCCCCUGAACACUCUGUCCAAGGGGCCAUUUUCUACUGAGAAAAUGAACACAAGACCAACUCUGGUUACGUUUGCCCCUUGCCCACUGGGGACUGACAGUAUGGUGGUGAAGCCACUGGGGAGCAGGCUGAAAAGCACAGUUGAACAGGAGUCUGUGAUGGACAGGAAGAGCGUUCGGGAAGCUUUGGAAUUCCAGAGUGACCACACGCAGUCAGAUGAGGAGGAACUUUGGAUGGGCCCUUGGAACAACCUCCACAUACCAAUGACAAAACUGUGACCGAUGUUUUUUUUAAAAAAGAUUAUUUUGAUUUUUACUUCAGUUUUUAAUAAACUGUGCUUUUCUUGUCACUGAGAAAAUAAUGUAUGGAAUUUGUAUCAUGCACACAAGCUAAAACUUUGAACAAUAUGCUUUAAAAUU